AUGGACACCACCACCACCUUCCGCACAUCCCACAUUAUUAUUCUCAUGGUUCUUCUCUUAGGGGUUUCUUUGCAAACCAGCAAAGCCCUGGACGCGUUUGCUUGUGACCCAAAAGAUGAAACUAACAGAAAUUUGCCGUUUUGCCAAGCGAAGUUGCCAAUACAAAAUAGAGUGAAUGACCUUAUUGGUAGGAUGACAUUGCGAGAGAAGGUUGGGCUGCUGGUGAACAAUGCAGCGGCAGUUCCACGGCUGGGGAUUAAAGGGUAUGAGUGGUGGUCUGAGGCUCUUCAUGGAGUUUCCAAUGUGGGUCCAGGGACUAAGUUUGGUGGGGCCUUCCCUGGGGCCACUAGCUUCCCUCAAGUCAUCACUGCCGCAGCUUCUUUCAAUGCAACUCUGUGGGAGGCUAUUGGACGGGUUGUGUCAGAUGAGGCAAGAGCAAUGUUCAAUGGAGGGGUAGCUGGGCUCACAUAUUGGAGCCCAAACGUGAACAUUUUCAGAGACCCAAGGUGGGGUCGUGGACAGGAGACUCCCGGGGAAGACCCUGUUGUAGUUGGUAAAUAUGCUGCAAGCUACGUUAGAGGUUUACAGGGAAAUGAUGGUGACCGGUUAAAGGUUGCUGCUUGUUGUAAGCACUUCACAGCCUAUGACCUCGACAACUGGAAUGGGGUUGAUCGGUUCCACUUUAACGCUAAGGUAAGCAAGCAGGACAUGGAGGAUACAUUUGAUGUACCAUUCAGGAUGUGUGUGAAGGAAGGCAAGGUGGCAAGUGUUAUGUGCUCUUACAACCAGGUGAAUGGGAUCCCCACUUGUGCUGACCCAAAUCUGCUAAAGAAGACCGUACGUGGUCAGUGGAGACUUGAUGGGUACAUUGUUUCAGACUGUGACUCAGUUGGGGUCUAUUAUAGUCAGCAACACUAUACUUCAACCCCAGAAGAAGCAGCUGCUGAUGCUAUUAAAGCAGGUUUAGAUUUGGACUGUGGACCAUUCCUGGGUCAACACACUGAGGAUGCAGUAAAAAAAGGCUUGUUAAAUGAGGCUGAAAUAAAUAAUGCACUGCUUAAUACACUAACUGUCCAGAUGAGGCUAGGAAUGUUCGAUGGUGAGCCAUCAUCUGAGCUAUAUCAGAACCUAGGCCCAAAAGAUGUGUGCACCCCAGCUCACCAAGAGCUUGCCCUUGAAGCUGCAAGACAAGGCAUUGUUCUUCUCAAGAAUCAUGGCCUUUCAUUGCCUUUAUCGACUCGCCGUCAUCACUCCGUUGCCAUUAUUGGGCCUAAUUCGAAUGUCACAGAUACCAUGAUUGGAAAUUAUGCAGGUGUUGCUUGUGGAUACACAACACCCCUACAAGGGAUAGAGAGAUAUGCCAAGACAAUUUACAGCCAAGGUUGUGUAGAUGUUGCCUGUGUCGAUGACCAGCAAUUUGGUGCAGCAAUUGACGCAGCACGUCAAGCGGAUGCAACAGUUCUAGUAAUGGGGCUUGACCAGUCUAUCGAGGCAGAAUUCAGAGAUAGGACUGGGCUUCUUCUACCUGGACGCCAACAAGAGCUUGUAUCCAAGGUUGCCGCAGCCUCGAAGGGCCCAACUAUAUUGGUCUUGAUGUCUGGAGGGCCCAUUGAUGUGUCUUUCGCUGAGAAUGAUCCAAAAGUUGGCAGCAUCGUAUGGGCCGGCUAUCCUGGCCAAGCUGGAGGAGCAGCCAUUUCUGAUGUCUUGUUUGGAACUACUAACCCAGGAGGCAAGCUACCUAUGACAUGGUAUCCACAAGAUUAUGUCACAAAUCUGCCGAUGACAGACAUGGCCAUGCGAUCAAGCAAAUCAAAGGGAUAUCCUGGAAGAACCUAUAGAUUCUACAAAGGUAAAGUGGUUUAUCCAUUUGGUCACGGAAUAAGCUACACAAAUUUUGUCCAUACCAUAGCAAGUGCACCGACAAUGUUUUCGGUACCCCUUGAUGGCCACCGCCAUGGCUCCGGGAAUGCAACUCUUUCAGGGAAGGCAAUCAAAGUUACACAUGCUAGGUGUAACAGACUCUCGUUAGGAGUGCAAGUGGAUGUGAAAAACAUUGGCUCGAUGGAUGGAACUCACACGUUGAUAGUCUACUCUAAACCACCAGCAGGGCAUUGGGCUCCUCACAAACAGGUAGUGGCCUUCGAAAAAGUGCAUGUUGCAGCAGGGACUCAGCAAAGAGUGGGAUUUAACAUUCAUGUAUGCAAAUUCCUGAGCGUUGUGGACAGAUCUGGAAUUCGAAGAAUUCCAUUGGGAGAACACAGUCUUCAUAUUGGUGAUCUUGAACAUUCGGUGUCACUUCAAGCCUCAGUUCUAGGUGUAAUCAAGUCUUAA
Messenger RNA from Dovyalis caffra, 2331 nucleotides. The record is from the annotation of a GenBank genome assembly. NCBI's taxonomy places the organism in Eukaryota, Viridiplantae, Streptophyta, Magnoliopsida, Malpighiales, Salicaceae.